UUUAUAUGUUUGAUUGGAUUUUUUGGAGGAAAUUCGGUGAUAUAUUUGCGGAUUUUGUAUCUGAAGUCAGAUUCUUUGUCAAAUGGAUUAAUUUGUGUCGUAAUUGAGAUUUUGGCACACCUAGGAUAAAUCUCCCAACUGCUAGAGGUUUUUGUUAUCUCGCAUAUUGUUAUUGGGUAUUUGCCGGGUUUUUUUUUAUUGGGUUGAGGCAUUAUUCUUUCUAUUCCACCAGUUGGAUCUGGAUUUGGUGACGGAUAUCUAUGAAGCGAUGGUUUGGUUUUAAAAUCCAACUACAUAAAGUAUUGAUAGAAUCUAAUUAGGGUUGUAUGUAAGUCUUCUCUUUUAGUUGUGUUUUUGAAUAUUCGUUUUUGAAGUGUGUCUGAAUUUUCCUUGCAGCGUUUAUAUGUAUCUUAUCUUUGAUUUGAUCAGUUUUGAGUGGUGAAUGAUUGGAUGCUCUCAUAUAUUUUUGUGUAGGAAUUGUGUUGGUGGAUGUGUUAUAUUGUGGAGGAGUGUUGCUAAUCUGAAAGAAAUACUACUUGUUCUACAAUCAGUUUGUCUAUCUUUAAUCUAGUGAGCCUUAAAUGAGUGGUAGGGCAUGUGGGAUAUUGAGAGGAAUGACGUGGACCAGACACAAAAGUUCUUACCAGUGUACUCCUCUUUUAGUGCCGGAUGUUUCUGUCUGGGGAUGUAGUGUGCCUAGAUUGAGGAGUUCAUUCAGACCUGAGGCUGUGUAGUAGAUUUGGUGCAAUUUUAUUUUUUGAGUUUUUAUUUAAGUUUGUUAAAGUACUUAGGAACUAGUUACACGAAAUAUAUAGCUAACAAGACAAUGUAUAGUUCUAUAGAGGUGUUUGCUUGGGAAAAUUGAAAGGGAAUCGUAGGAGAGUGUAGCAUUACAAGCUAUUGUAACAGAAUAGUAUAAUGGAAUGUGGUAAAGCAGCUUCUGGUGUUAAGAAAGGCAAGAAGAAACAGGUGAAGGAUGAUCUAGACCGCAUGAAACAGGCUGAAAAGAAAAAAAGGCGUUUGGAAAAAGCUCUGGCUACUUCUGCUGCCAUUCGGUCCGAGUUGGAGAAGAAGAAGCUGAAGAAGAAAGAAGAACAGGACAGGCUGGAUGAAGAAAGCGCCGCUAUAGCUGAGGCUGUGGCACUGCAAGUCCUACUUGGUGAAGACUCUGAUGAUUCAAGUAAGGGGUUGCUGAAGAAGCACGAAGAACUGCCAUUCUGGCAUCAUACCAAUGAUCUCAGCAUCUUUAUGGGGGCAGAAGGACUUCCGUUUGUUCAUUGUCAAGAUUUAUCCAGUUAUUCAAACGAGAAUGUUGCUAGCACUUAUGACGCUCAUCAGUGUGGGCACAUGUGGAGUCUCGGGAGAAAUUCUCAUUUCUUGGAUUCAUCUGAUCUCGGGAGCAGCUUCUAUCCUCGAUACUGGGGAGAAGAAUAUCUUGCUGCACAGGCUGUUACUUCUCUUAGCAUAGUUGAUGAGGAUGAUGUAGGCUGUCUUGCUUUCAACCGUAUGUAAGUAUCUCGAAAGGGUAAAUUCGAAAAGUAUGAGUUACUUUCAUUAUAUAAAUCAGGGUGAGUUCACCUGCCUGUAUUCUCCAUAACAUGAUAUUGAAUCUUAUUUUGAUUCU
This is a messenger RNA of Salvia splendens (bonfire salvia), 1624 nucleotides long. RefSeq lists its product as uncharacterized. Lineage: Eukaryota; Viridiplantae; Streptophyta; Magnoliopsida; Lamiales; Lamiaceae. The transcript has 2 exons. The record is from RefSeq and is a predicted model, not a curated record. The coding region runs from base 919 to 1512 and encodes 197 amino acids.